AUGAACGGUUAUACGACAUCUGAUUACGACGCGAUCUAUAAGCCCCUGGACUCUCUAGUAGCAGACAUUGGAGAUGGCUCUAUUGAGCGUUUGGAGCCUGUGUUGACUGCUGAUUCCUCUUUAUACGCCAUCCAUGGAGGGAUCGCAUCCGACUUAACACGCGGGUCCAGUGGUGGACCUGGCAAGAGCAACAACAUAUCAGAACCAGGGUCCCCUUCUUCUAUACGUGCUUCUAUAUAUAGUGGCCGCGAGAGUGAAGUCAAGGCUUCCGCCAUAACCGGCAAGAAUGUUCAACGCUAUACUUUAGCCAUCGAUAGGUAUCUCUAA
Messenger RNA from Cryphonectria parasitica EP155, 327 nucleotides. RefSeq lists its product as uncharacterized. The record is from RefSeq and is a predicted model, not a curated record. The transcript is spliced from 2 exons. Bases 1 to 327 code for a protein of 108 amino acids. NCBI's taxonomy places the organism in Eukaryota, Fungi, Ascomycota, Sordariomycetes, Diaporthales, Cryphonectriaceae.